CUUUAUCAUAAUUUAACCCUUCAAUCUGUUGCCGCCUUUUGCUGUCGUGUAAAGUCACGUGAUCAAUUGUGAAACGUUUAGCUAUCUCUUUCUAUAAUAUAUUCGCCAAGGGAAGUUUGGAUUCAUCGUGGAUAUAAUAAUAAAAUAAUAAAGAAAUAUGUCGUCUAAAGGAUGUAUAUUAGCAACAGGUGGAACCGGCUAUGUUGGCUCUCAUACGGUGCUGGAGCUGAUCGAGGCCGGCUACGAUACAGUGGUUGUGGAUAAUCUGUCCAACUCAACUUUAGAGAGUUUGAAUCGUGUUGAAGAAUUAACGGGCGUAAAGGUUCCAGCAUACACAAUAGAUCUUCUUGACAAAGAAGGCCUAAGGAAGAUUUUCUCCAAGCACAAGAUUACAUGUGUCAUGCAUUUCGCUGGCUUCAAGGCGGUCGGUAGGUCUGUGCAUAUACCACUGCAGUACUUUAGGAAUAACCUUGGCGGUACUAUAAACUUACUGGAGGUUAUGGACGAAUUUAAAGUUUACAAUAUGAUUUUCUCGAGCUCGGCGACAGUAUACGGUGAACCGGAAUAUCUUCCCUUUGACGAGAAGCACAAGACCGGAGGGUGUACGAACCCUUACGGGAAAACUAAAUUCUUCAUUGAAGAGAUGAUGAAAGACUUAUUCGCAGCAGCCCCGCAAUGGAAUAUUGUAUUACUACGCUACUUCAAUCCCAUUGGUGCGCAUAAAUCAGGGAGAUUAGGGGAAAGCCCAAUCGGAAAACCCCAUAACCUCAUGCCAAACAUAUCAAAAGUUGCUGCAAAAGAACUGGAAUGUGUCAGUGUUUUUGGUGAUGACUUUGACACGAAGGAUGGAACUGGUGUCAGGGACUACACCCAUGUUGUCGAUCUGGCUAAAGGUCAUGUUGCAGCAUUGGCUGUCAUUGACAAGAAAUGGGGCUUAAAGAUCUAUAACCUCGGAACCGGGAAAGCUUAUUCUGUCCUUGAAAUGAUUAAAGCAUUCGAAAAAGCCUCUGGAGUGAACGUGCCAUACAAGAUUGCUCCACGAAGAGCUGGCGACUUGCCAACUUUCUGGUCGGAUGUUUCCCUUGUUAAAAAGGAAUUAGGCUGGGUAGCAGACAAGGGUCUUGAUGAAAUGUGCGAAGAUAUCUGGAGAUGGCAGAAAAUGAACCCUGGUGGAUACCCCGGCUGUUCCAAUGGGAUUCAAGACAUGUCGAGUUGAUAGAAAUUUAAAUAUAUAUAUAUGACUAUUUCUAAUUAUGUGGUUACUUAAAAUCAGACUUGCGGGUUAUUCAAUUUUAUUCCUUCUGCUUAAAGAUAUGCAAAAACUGUACUGUUCAGUUUAUAUUUCACAGGAUUAAAUAAAAAAAAGAUGUAUAUAUAUAUGCGAAUUAUUUUUGGGAUGGUUUAUAUAUUAUUAUAUUUACAUGAAGGUUGACCCUUUCGAACGAGAAUUAAGAUAUGCAUGUGUGAACAGUGUGUGAUGUCAUAUUGGAACGAGUUGAAAAUAAAUUAUUUUUCUCUA
This is a messenger RNA of Ruditapes philippinarum (Manila clam), 1519 nucleotides long. RefSeq names its product UDP-glucose 4-epimerase-like. Lineage: Eukaryota; Metazoa; Mollusca; Bivalvia; Venerida; Veneridae. Gene Ontology annotation, molecular function: UDP-glucose 4-epimerase activity. The transcript is spliced from 10 exons. Gene Ontology annotation, cellular component: cytosol. The record is from RefSeq and is a predicted model, not a curated record. Gene Ontology annotation, biological process: beta-D-galactose catabolic process via UDP-galactose, Leloir pathway. Bases 158 to 1216 code for a protein of 352 amino acids.